GUGGAGAGAGAACCUGUGGAGUACAUGAACUUAUCUGUAUUAGAAAAGAAUCUGGAAUCUGAGUGCAUGCUGAUCUCCCAUUGACUUCUGUUCUAUUACUGUACCCCAUCAGAGAGAUGUGAGGAGUUGGUUGAGAUUCAAAUCGGGAACUUAUCCAAAGACCACAACAUCCUUUGACACCAACAACUGUCUAUGCUUCCUUAGAAGGAGCCACCUGACAACUGGGUGGUUCAACAAAGGUGGCCCCAGGAAAGUAUCUCCAGAGGCAGUUGGAUUUUUGUCAGCUGUUGGGGUGUUUAUUAUCUUGAUGCUGCUCCUUUUUCUCUAUAUUAAUAAGAAGUUCUGUUUUGAAAAUGUUGGCGGGUUUCCAGAUCUUGGUUCAGAAUACAGUACAAGGAAGAAUUCACAAGAUAAAAUUUAUAAUUCGUAUAUGGACAAAGAUGAGCAUGGGUCAUCCUCUGAAAGUGAAGAUGAAGCCCUGGGUAAAUAUCACGAGGCCUUAUCCAGAACAUACAAUUCCAGGCUACCAUUGGCAGAUUCUAGACAAAAGAACUAUGCUUGGGAAACAAGACAAAAAUACAGUCCUCUGUCUGCAGAGUAUGAUGGAUACAGUAGUGAAGCAUCAAUAGAUGAAGGAAGCUGCAUUCAGAGAAUGAGAAGAACACCUCCACUGGAUGAAUUGCAGCCACCACCAUAUCAGGAUGACAGUGGUUCUCCCCAUCUUUCGUGUACACCCUCAGAAGUUGGAGACAGUAAAUGUGAAUUUUCCCACUGCAGCAACAGUCCAAGAUGCUCAUAUAACAAGUGCCCGAGUGAAGGAAGCACAGGUCAUGAAAUAGAAAGUUAUCAUAAUAAAGGAUAUGAAGAAGAUGUUCCAAGUGACAGCACUGCAGUCCUGAGCCCUGAAGAUAUGUCAGCUCAAGGAUCAUCUUCACAGCUCCCCAAAUCUUUUGAUCCUGAACCAGAAGCUAAAUAUGGCACACUGGAUGUGACUUUUGACUAUGACUCACAAGAACAGAAGCUUCUGGUAACAGUGACAGCUGUCACAGACAUACCAACGUAUAACAGGACAGGUGGCAACUCAUGGCAAGUACACCUUGUUCUUCUACCUAUAAAGAAACAAAGAGCAAAAACCAGCAUCCAGAGAGGACCAUGCCCUGUCUUCACAGAAACAUUUAAAUUUAAUCAUGUUGAAUCUGAGAUGAUUGGAAAUUAUGCAGUUCGGUUUAGACUGUAUGGUGUACAUCGCAUGAAAAAAGAAAAGAUUGUGGGGGAAAAGAUUUUUUAUUUAACAAAAUUGAAUCUUCAAGGGAAAAUGUCAUUGCCUGUGAUAUUGGAACCUUCUUACAAUCAUUCUGGCUGUGACUCCCAAGUGAGUGUGUCAGAAGUGUCCUGUAGUGAAAGUAUAUCUUCAUGUCAAUCUCUUGAACACGGCUCAGUUCCAGAAAUUCUCAUUGGCCUGCUUUAUAAUGCCACAACUGGAAGACUAUCAGCAGAAGUGAUAAAAGGCAGCCACUUCAAAAACUUGGCAGCAAACAGACCACCCAAUACAUAUGUUAAGUUAACUCUGCUGAAUUCCAUGGGUCAAGAGAUGUCCAAAUGCAAGACAUCCAUCCACAGAGGGCAGCCAAAUCCAGUAUACAAGGAAACUUUUGUUUUUCAAGUGGCUCUAUUUCAACUUUCUGAUGUGACACUCAUACUGUCUGUGUAUAACAAACGCAGCAUGAAAAGAAAAGAGAUGAUAGGCUGGAUUUCUUUAGGUCUAAACAGCUCUGGAGAAGAGGAACUCAAUCACUGGACUGAAAUGAAAGAGUCAAAAGGACAGCAAGUAUGUAGAUGGCAUGCGUUACUGGAGUCAUGAUGAAUAGAAUAAUCAAGAAAUUACCAUCCAAUGCAGCAUAUUUCUGAUUACAACAUUACUGAUUUUACCUAGUCACCAUUAGAAGAUCUGUUCUUUGAAGAAUCAUAUUCAACAUCCUACCUGCUUUAAAUUCUAUGGAAUGAAUUGUCUGAUACUGACAUACGUGAAGAAAACAUGUGUAUCUGGUAAAGCUUGUUUGGGAAACUGAGAAACUUACAUCAUCAUUGUUAAACUAACAGGCCUCCAGAAAUCUAAUACAUGUUUUUGAUUUGAAGUUAAUUUUAAGUUAGCAAAAGAGACAGUAAUUUCAUGAAAAAUCAAAAUUGUAAGUGAUUUUAAAAAUCAGAAUUUUUGUUGUAACCCUAUUUUAAUAUCAUCCUACAUAUUAUUUAUAAAACAUAUUUUGACUCGGCAGUCCCUGCUGUUUAUAAUAUUCUUUAAUAUAAAAAGGUAGUUCUUCAAUACUAUCGGAAGUCAUAUCUAGUGGUGAAGGGUUUCAGUCACAUUGAAAAUUAUUUUAUUUCAUACAUGUUCCCUCUGAGUAUUUAGUUUCACUGUGCUUCAGUUCUUCUCAAUAGCACUAAAUCUAAGUGCAAACAAGUACUCAUUUUGACAGGAAUUUUUAAAAUAUGUUAUUUUUUUAAAAGUCCAUUUCUUCAUUUGCCUCUGCUUUUGCCUGAUCCAAAGAGACCAAGUCACUGUACUGGUCCCUUGCAAGUCUUUUAGACAGGUUGUACUGUAGAACUAUGUAACUUUCUGUUGAAAGCACUUCCUGUAUUCUUGUAUUCCAAUGUAGGAAGCUAAUAGAGCAGGAUUUUACUUUAAAAUUUCUUUCAGUGAUUGACUCUUUAAAAUUGUAGCAAUGUGAAAAUACAUAUUUUACAAACUGAAAAUACAGUAGGUAAGCUGUUGAAAAUUGAAAACAAUUCAAGUUUAAUUAUCUGCUCUUAGUAUUUAGUAACCAACACUGCAUAAAGCAGGUAGCAUUCAAAAUAAGAAACUGUUCUCUCUCUAAAUCUUUACUCUUACUUCAAUUUAUAUUUGUGAUAUAAAAACUAUCCAGUUCUCAGUUUGAAUCAGAGCAUCAUGUUAAAAACAGUUCUGAGAUUGUUUAUGAAGUUUCUAGUGACUUGUGACUAGAUUUUAUGAAAUUUACAGAUAAAGUUCUUCAACGUGAUGUCAUCUUGUGCCUUUCAUGUAAGUUAAAUUUGCUCAUACAGCUUGAAAGUUGUAUUUGCAAAAUUAAGCCUUCAAUUUUUAUAAAUGUAAAGAUUCCUCAGAACAGUGUCACAAGAUCUUUAUUUCCUCUGAAGUGUGUAAAAGUUGUAUAAUGUACUAAUUUUUUUAAAUGGCAAGGCACUUUCAUUUGUUGUUUUUAUAGUUAGGAACUCUAAUUAGGACUAUUAUAAGCUGUUUUCUUUUUAAUUUUGCUUCUUACCUAAUAUAUAAUUUUAUGCAUAUACUUUACUAAUUAGAGUAUGUUUUGUAUAUAUGAAGAAUAUUUUUUUUCUCUUUCUCAUUUCUAUUUAAACUAUAUAAAAACAUACUAUUUACCAUUUACUAAAAAGCAGUAUAUUAUUGUUCCUAGUCCCAACUAAGUACUAUAUAUUAUUAUAAGCUAGAACUUGUUAUUAUCAUAAUAACAAAAUCAUACAUAGCUAUUACUACUUCAGCUUGCCUGUACUGAAAGGCCUUAAAAGAAAUCCAAAAAGACCGUGAACUUCUAUAUUUUUUAGUUUUAGAAAAAUGGCAGCUCUAUGCGUUUAUACACAUGAAUUAUAAGAAAAAAUGCAAAUACUAGAUUGGGCAGCAUGAGGUUGGAGAAUGUAUGUUACAAGUAGCAUUAAAGGGAAAAAAGUCCAUCCUUUUAUUAUUACAUCAGUGAGAUUUUUCCAGGAAUUUUUUAACACAUGAGUUAGAUCAUAAAGUCAGAAUAUAAAUCAAAUGGCAAAAUAUUUAAGUGUUUUCAGCAAUGAUACAGAAAAAAAAUUUAAAGGGGGGGAUGUAGUUUUUUUACUCAGAAAUUGGAUUUAAGCAUUUGAUGCUAUAAUUAUCUUUUUUUUUAAGCAACUGACUACAUUGCAAACAACUGGUAUCUUCCUAUAAAAAGAGUUAUCAGUCUUAUUUGUAACUGUAACAGAGCUUAAUCAAACACAUUAGUAAGACUAGCUUGGUGCUUUCACCCUUAGUGAGAAAAAGACCUAAUUGUUACUUGUUAAAAUCUACCUUUUUCAGACUAUGCCCUGAAUUGUGUGUGUGAUUUGAUAUAUCCUUAAGGGUUUAUCUGGUAUAAGUAUUAAAUCCUUCAUGGCCUAAAAAUUAUUCAAGUUUUUUAAAAUGUCAGGAAAGACCCUACCUCCACCCUAGCUGCCAAGUCCUCAAAGAUUAUGUUAUCUCUAUGGAUGUGUGUUUCUGUAUAGACACACACAUAUUUACACACUACAACAUAUAUAUGUAUUGCAUAUUUAUUUGUCAAGACGGAGGUGCCCUGGAUUUUUCAGAUAACUGAAUACAAAACAUUCUCAAGUUUAUGGAUUAUUUUUUUUCUCUGUGUAUUUACUAGAUAUUAUAUUUGGUUUUAGGUGCUAUUUGCUGCCAUUCUCCUCCACACACAGCAAAAUAUACAUUUUUUUCCCUGUAGAUUGGCACAACUUAGGAUAAUUACACCCCAAAAAUUUGUCUGUUCUUUUAGAAAAGGAUUAAAUAGGGCUCAAGAGACCCACUUCACUCUUCUGAAUCUAAUGUAGGAGAUAGUACUAUUGCUUUUUUGUGUACUUGAAUUUGCAUGAAAGCUUAAAGGCAAAAUAUUAUAUCUCAGUAAUUAUAACAAAUAAGAGCACACUGGUGGGCAGCAGGUGUUGACUCAGAAACUUGAGAAAGACACCCAUUUUCUUGUUGUUCUGUUAAAAUCCCCCUAAGUUUUAUACUAAAAUGAGAUAGUGGCAGUUGACUGGCAUUUGUGGGAGCCCCUGAGCCUGAAAUUGGGGGCUUUGUCUCCCAAAUGAACUGCAAAACAUAGUUAUUGAUGUCCAGGAAAAAAAAAUUUUGUCUAAUCAGUGAAGAAUUUGUUUAGUGUAAUGCUGUCCUACCUAUCAGAAGCUUUCUUUUAUGAUCUUGAGUAUUCAGUAUUAUCCACAUUUUGUUUGAAAUCCAUUUGCAUAUUAUCUUACUAUGCAAUGAACUCAAUCAUGUAUUUGCUGAUAAGAGUAAUAAAUUGGACCACAAUUUUAAGGAAAAAAAAAACAAUGAGAAAAUAUUACCUGAUUAAUAUGCACAUGUUUAAAUAAGUAGGACCUGGUGGGGCAGUUUCUUCCAACCUAGUGCAGACACUCAAGGCUAUAUGUUAAAUCAUGUCCUUGAUACCAUCAUCAUUUUCAUUUAACUUAUCAAUUGAAUCAGAAGCAUAAUCAAUAACUGCAAAGUAAGAUGGUACCAAUAGGGGAAGUAGUAAGAAACUUGAGACUAUUUGUCAAGAUAAAGAUGAAUGGGAAGACCAAAUGAUAAUAUAGUCUUUCCAGUGAAUGAAAAAGUAGGUGG
Messenger RNA from Carlito syrichta (Philippine tarsier), 5398 nucleotides. It is a transcript of the gene SYT14, whose product is annotated as synaptotagmin 14. The transcript has 8 exons. The coding region runs from base 308 to 1861 and encodes 517 amino acids. NCBI's taxonomy places the organism in Eukaryota, Metazoa, Chordata, Mammalia, Primates, Tarsiidae. The record is from RefSeq and is a predicted model, not a curated record.